This is a messenger RNA of Puma concolor (puma), 3966 nucleotides long. NCBI's taxonomy places the organism in Eukaryota, Metazoa, Chordata, Mammalia, Carnivora, Felidae. The record is from RefSeq and is a predicted model, not a curated record.
AUGUCUGAAGUACAAGGAACGGUUGAGUUUUCUGUAGAGCUACAUAAAUUUUAUAAUGUGGAUCUCUUUCAGAGAGGGUAUUACCAGAUCCGAGUGACCUUGAAGGUGUCCUCAAGGAUCCCCCACAGACUGAGCGCCUCCGUCGUCGGGCAGACAGACGGCAACAGCCUGCACUCCGCCUGCGCCCACGAGAACGCCGUGCACAGCCGGAUCUUUCAGAUCUUAUACAGGAAUGAAGAGGUGCCCAUCAAUGACGCCGUCAUCUUCCGAGCUCAUCUGCUCUUAGACGGAGAAAGGGUGGAAGAGGCACUAAGUGAAGUCGAUUUUCAGCUCAAGGUGGAUCUCCACUUUACAGACAGUGAACAGCAGCUGAGGGACGUGGCGGGGGCACCCCUGAUUAGCAGCCGCACGCUCGGCCUGCACUUCCACCCCCGAAGAGGCCUGCACCACCAGGUCCCCGUCAUGUUCGACUAUUUCCACCUGUCGGUGAUCUCGGUGACCAUCCACGCGGCCCUGGUGGCUCUGCAGCAGCCCCUGAUCAGUUUUACCCGUCCGGGAAGAGGGUCCUGGCUUGGUAAAGGCGGCCCAGACGCGGGACCGGAGCAGUCCAGCCUCUCUCUGGAGAACCUGGUCUUCGGAGCUGGGUACUGCAAGCCGACUUCCUCGGAGGGGAGUUUCUAUGUGCCCUCGGAGAACUGCAUGCAGCACGCACACAAGUGGCACCGAGAGCUGUGCUUCCUGCUCCUGCACGCCUACCGGGGGCUCCGCGCCUACUUCCUGGUCAUCAUGAGGGACGUCCCCGAGCUGCCGCACACGGAGCUGGAGUCCCUUGCUGUUGAGGAAACGCUUUCUCAGCUGUGCUCCGAGCUACAGGUAAUUAGAAAACUGGUCCUGAUACAGACCCACAGCCAGCUGUCUCUGGACAUCCGGAAUUCAGAGUAUCUCACCACCAUGCCCCCGCUGCCCGCGGAGUGUCUGGACAUCGAUGGUGACUGGAACACCCUGCCGGUUAUCUUUGAGGACAGAUACGUGGACUGCCCUGCAACAGGGCACAGUUUGAGUGUUUCCCCUAAUUUUGAUGUUCAAACAAGUCCCGCAAUAAUGAAUCUGAAAGACAGAGAAGAGAGCCCUGUUGUAAAUAGAAAAUCACCUUUCAGGGAAGACCUUGUCUUGCCCGCCAUGAAACCACCCCAGAUGGACUCUGACGAGGAAGUUCUGAGGUGUUCAGAGGCAGAUGACAGUGCAGCUACACCAAAACACGCGGAUGUGUGCUCCGAAUCUCAGGUGUAUCUGACAAUCGGUGAGGUCCAGAACAAGGCAGGUUUGCCUGAAGAUGAAUGUUGGGCUGGCCCGAGGGCCGAUGUUGGAACACGUCCCCUGGCAGAUGAGGACCUGCCCAGAAGGAGGCCAGGUCCAGAGGAUGGCCAGCCCCCGGUACUCACCUACAUUGAUGUGAAAUCUAGCAAUAAGGACCCGUGCGGCCCUGAACCCACGGUGGUCGUUAGUGCUCAGCACGAGAGUGGGCACUCCCGAGAUAACUAUGAACCCGCCAGAACUGUGCCGGGCAAGGAGGUAUCAGGUACAAGUGGUCCACAUGCCAUCUCUUCAGAGAAAGCAACACUCCGUGAGUUAAGUCCUCUAGGAAAGGUUGCAGACCGAGACGGCAAGGUGGUGCUGCUAAGCCUGAAGCUCAUCCCCUCUGAGCCCUGCGAUCCACUGAACUCUGCUUUGAGGGAUCCCUUGGAUGUUAGGGCUUCCCCAAAGGACCCUCCCUCAGAGGAGCAGGAGGAAGUGUCGGUGCUCUCUGGGGUCAUCAAGAGAUCUUCUUCCGUCGUCUCCGAUUCAGGCAUUGAGAGUGAGCCGAGCUCUGUCGCUUGGUCCGAGGCGCGAAGCAGGGCCCCGGAGUUACCCAGCGACCGGGAAGCCUUGCACCAUCUGCUUCGAAGACACGGCCUGCACAGGAACUCCUUGGAGGGCGGACACACGGAGAGCAACACGAGUUUGCCGAGCGGGAUCCAGGCAUCCCUCACCUCCAUUAGCUCUUUGCCUUUUGAGGAGGAGGAACGGGAGUUGGCCCUCACCAAGUUGACCAAGUCCGUAUCUGCACCCCAGAUCAGUAGCCCGGAAGAGUCUGCUGGAGACACAGACGCCAUGCAGCAAAGUGGGCCUCUUGCUGAAAGUUGCACUGUGCCCGUCGAGACCAUAGACUCCCCGGGAUCCAGGACGCGGGACGCUGGGGCACAGGUGGUUUCAGGUGCCGACAACCAGCAGGGCCCCGGUUACAUAGACAUCCCCAAAGGUAAAGAGAGUCAGUCUGAGCCUCAAGGACCUUGCUGUCUUGAUGGCAGGACGGAGAACCCUCCAGGUGUGGAAACCAAAGUUCUUCAUUUAAAAAUACCGCGUAUCAUAGCCCUUGAAAACCCUGGGAAUGGAUCUUUCCCUAGAGUACUAAAGGAGACCCCAAAGGGCAUGCCUGAGGACUUGAAACUGGAGAAAGGAGCUCGUUUCCACAGCAGCAUCUCAGAUGAUGAGACUGUUGCCCACCGUACGGUGCCUGCGUUGAACUAUACCGCAGUUGCUGACGCCGUCGACCUGGGCUCAGCAGGCAAGCAGAGCAGCUCACCUUGUAUCAUGGAUGAUGCAGAGUUCAGCAAGGGAGCCAAUGCUGUCCUGGAGGCUGGGCGUGAAGCGGGCACUGCGUGCCCCACCGUGACCCACUCCGUUCACUCCCAGGUCUUAGGAGACCAAGAGCCAAGGGCAGGCACUUCCGUUAUGGUGUCCCACCUGCCCCCGGCAGAGACCUUCACCCUGGACAGCCUGAAAGCCGUGGAGGUCGUCAACCUGUCCGUGUCUUGCACUGCCACGUGUCUCCCUUUCUCGUCUGUGCCCAAGGAGACCCCUGCCAGGGCCGGAUUCGCUUCCAAACAGACCCCAUUGCCCAUCACUCACCAACCUUUGGGUUCCUUUGGAGUCGUUUCCACUCAUUCCAGCAAGUUGGAGGAAGAAGUCAGUGAGAGGAUGUUCAGUUUUUAUCAGGCCAAAGAAAAAUUUAAAAAAGAACUGAAGAUUGCUGGAUUUCUGUACAGUGACUUAUCUGUACUAGCUUCUGAUAUACCGUAUUUCCCACCAGAGGAAGAGGAAGAAAAUUUGGAAGAUGGGAUUCACCUGGUAGUCUGUGUCCAUGGCCUAGAUGGGAACAGUGCAGACCUCCGCCUGGUGAAGACUUUCAUAGAGCUGGGACUUCCGGAAGGAAAGCUGGACUUCCUAAUGUCCGAGAAGAAUCAGGUGGACACAUUUGCAGACUUUGAUACCAUGACAGAUCGCUUGUUGGAUGAGAUCAUUCAGCACAUCCAGCUGUACAACCUCUCCAUAUCCCGAAUUAGCUUCAUUGGCCACUCCCUUGGCAACAUCAUCAUCCGGUCGGUCCUAACGCGGCCCCGGUUCCGGUAUUACCUCAACAAACUGCACACAUUCCUGUCGCUGUCCGGGCCUCACCUGGGGACCCUGUACAACAACAGCACGCUGGUUAGUACAGGCUUGUGGCUCAUGCAGAAAUUAAAGAAAUCCGGGUCCCUUCUGCAGCUGACCUUCAGGGAUAAUGCUGAUCUACGCAAAUGUUUCCUCUACCAACUCAGCCAGAAAACAGGUCUGCAGUAUUUUAAAAAUGUCGUGCUGGUAGCUUCUCCCCAAGAUCGCUACGUGCCAUUUCAUUCAGCCCGGAUCGAGAUGUGCAAAACUGCCCUCAAAGACAGACAUACGGGGCCCGUGUACGCGGAGAUGAUCAAUAACCUUCUGCGCCCUCUGGUUGAGGCCAAGGACUGCACUUUGAUCCGACACAACGUGUUCCACGCCUUGCCCAACACUGCCAACGCCCUGAUUGGCCGCGCCGCCCACAUCGCCGUGCUGGACUCAGAGCUCUUCCUGGAGAAGUUCUUCCUGGUGGCGGGGCUCAAAUACUUCAAGUAG